Macrobrachium nipponense is the source of this 2511-nucleotide messenger RNA. RefSeq names its product glutamate receptor ionotropic, kainate glr-3-like. Gene Ontology annotation, cellular component: plasma membrane; postsynaptic density membrane. Lineage: Eukaryota; Metazoa; Arthropoda; Malacostraca; Decapoda; Palaemonidae. The transcript has 10 exons. Bases 107 to 1459 code for a protein of 450 amino acids. The record is from RefSeq and is a predicted model, not a curated record. Gene Ontology annotation, biological process: synaptic transmission, glutamatergic; modulation of chemical synaptic transmission. Gene Ontology annotation, molecular function: transmitter-gated monoatomic ion channel activity involved in regulation of postsynaptic membrane potential; glutamate receptor activity.
AAAGAAAACGUCUACUCAGAGUCCUCUACCUUCGUACGUCAAAUGCAGUCAGCCUGAUGGCUUCGAAGGCUUCCUCGUCGAUCUGUUGAAUAUCUUAAGCGUGGAAAUGAAUUUCACAUACAGUAUAUACGAAGUGUGCGACAAGUCUUAUGGAUCAAUUAUUAACGGUACUUGGACGGGCAUGGUUGGUGAGGUGUUGUACGGUCGAGCACACAUCGGCCUAGGAAAUCUUGGCGCGAAUUACGCUCGGAGCCACGCCGUCAGUUUCCCCAGUAUUUCCACCAGCCAUGGCGGGGCAGGUAUCAUCUUUCGUAGACCUCCUGAGGCGGCCAAGGACCUCCUCUCCGUCUUCCUCCUUCCGUUUUCCCUCCAAGUGUGGAUCUGCGUCUUGGUCAUCAUGCCCGUCUGCGCCAUCGCCCUCCAUCUCACGAUGCUUCCUCGCAAACGGCUGUACAACCAGCUGAAGGGCAGGGCGCCGGGUAUGUUUCCUAAGGGCUUCGAUGUGCUGGACCAACUGACGAAAGAGCCUGCUGAGUUUUGGGAGAAGGGUAGAAUUCAUCCCAUACAGGUGAAGACACCGGACCAACGACCUGAAGGGCGAGACACAGUGAGAGGAGCGAAGAAAGAGCACCAAGUUUUAGCGACUGAAACUUCAGAAGAAACGGAAGCGAUCGAACUGAACAGGUCCUUUGCAGAAAGCUUGUGGUUUGCAGCUACUAUGAUGAUGCAGCAAGGUCAAGACUCAGAGCCCAGAAGUGGGCCAGGAAGGAUGGUUUUCGGGACUUCCUGGAUAAUGUCCGUGGUGCUCUUUGCAGCCUACACCUCUAAUCUGGUGUCGUUUUUCACCGUUACUAAAAUGACGCUACCUUUCCACAACCUCGCCGGGCUUGUGAACACCGACUAUAAAUUCGGCACCAGAACUGGAUCUGUUUACAUCGACAACUUUGAGGUAUCUGGAAACGAGUACGAGAAAGCCUACCAAAAGCUGAUGUCCUUCGGCAAAGACGUCUUGAUGCCAUCUUACGAAGCUGCCCUCAAACGCACCCUUGAAGGAAAUUAUGCCUUCAUUGGAGACUACGUCGUUCUAGACUACUAUCAAAAGAAGGACUGCAACCUCGUUCUGUUGAAGCAGCAACUUUUUGAGACUAAGAGCUCUUUUAUUCUCCCGCGGGAUUCGCCUCUGCUACCGGCUGUUAACCAUUUUAUGGCGCUCAUGAGCGAGAGCGGCAUCAUGGAAAAACUCCGAAGCAGGUGGUGGCGGGCUGAGACCUGUGAUGAAGGGCUUAUGGUCACUUCCUACGAAAGCAUCAGUAUCCUCGAGGUAUCGUCAGCUUUAAUAAUCAUGGGAUCUGGAGUGGUCAUGGCAGCUGUUGUGUGCUUGUGCGAGUUCUGCCGUAGCAAAUGCAAAGCAAAACAUCAACUGCAUCCUAAAGAGACAAAAAAUACGAACACCACAUAAUCCUUCCUUGCAAAGAACCGAAUAGUGGAAUUAAUUCUUAAGAAUGCAGAAACUGUAGAAAGAGUAAUGUUUACGCUUAUUAAGCAUCAAGACAAUGUGACAUUACAAUGAAAGGAGGCUAGAGUUGUGCCUUGUUUGAAUGGUACAUAAGCCUAAGAUACUAACCCCUUCAGCCUUCAGUUACUACCAGUGAUAGGGAAUAGAGUUCGAGUCUGCAAAACUAAGCCUAAAAAGAACAAAGAGAGUCAUCAAGUGUUUUCCUCCCUUAUUAAAUCAUUUAUCUCUCUCUCUCUCUCUCUCUGCGGCUCUUGGGCCAUGCUUGUAAGCUUUGUCGUACUACACAUUUUUUGUUCUUCGGAUAAAAUAAUAUCACCUUGAUCUCUCGAAACUGUUAAUGAAAGUAGUCUAUGUAUGAAUAUAAUCGUGAUAAUCAUAACAUUCACAUGAUGACGUUAUGUUAACUCUUCCGUGAGUCACUUCUUGUGUCGAGCUAGACCAAUAAUUUUAUUUCUGUGAAUAUGAAGAAAUUCGUUUGUACUUAUGAUGUGAAUAUACUUGUUAUCAAAUCCUGUAACAUUCUUAAAUAAUAUCUGAAUGGCAUUGCCCGUUAUUAAGAAGAUAUCAUAGUAGUAGUAGACAGUUAGUAGGCUUUGAUUUACAGACAAAAUGUUAGUUUUAGUAACUUUACUAUACUCUGUUUUUUUCAUCUGUCCAUCCGCCUGUGGUGUUUGCGCAUGGUAACACUGCGUCCCGGGCUUUAAAUAAUAUCCUAUUUCGAAUAUUAACGGUGUAAUUCGCAUACAGUAAAUUAUUAAAACACUUUUCAGUUGCAAAUGUACACCCAGAUAUCCUUUCAUUUACCUAAAACUUAGACAUAGCGUACCUAUUUAAAGCCCGGGACGCAGUAUUACCAUGCGCGACCGCAACAGGCGGAUGGACAGAUGGAAAAAAACAGAGUAUAGGUGUCGAUAGUAGUAUAUGGUGCUUCAAGAUCUAAAAGAUAUAUAUAUUUUUUCUGUUGAUAAUUUUAAAAGGAAAUCUGAAAUUAAAGA